GAAUUAGAGGAAGAGAGAAAAAUAUUUGUAGAGUUCUGACUCUGGAUUUUGAUAAAAUUAUAACAUUUUUCUUUCCAGCACCGUAUAUUUCCCUCAGUUUUACCAGCUUCUUGAUGAUAUCAGUAAUCCAUCAACUAGCAAAUUAAUGAGUACAAGGGAGAUCUUGUUUAAACGUUUCCCAUAAAGGUGGAGGUGUUAAAGAGGAGUAAUGUUGGGUUGAAGACUUGAUGUGUUAAACCUCUAUGAAUGCGCAAUCGCUGUUAACUUCUAAAUCUAUGAAGUUGUUGUCCAGCUUGUAGUGUCUUCUGCUCUGGUUAUUCUUUGGCUUCGGUUGAAUAGAGAAUCAGAGUUCAACAAACUAAGUAGCUCGGACUCGGGUGCGGGUGUCCGACACGGAUGCUGAUCCGAGGGUCGGAUCUGGCAAAAUCUGAAGUUUAAGAUUCAGAAAUACGGAUCCAGAUUUUCGGGACUAUGUAAAACCUUCCCGCCUAUUACCAACCACUGACGUAAAAUUCAGUGGAGAUUGGUCGCUGGAAAACAUGCUCAAUCAUUCGAAAGUGGAUAAAUCCAAUUCGAUUUACCAAGUCAAGCUGCAAACAAGUAGUGCAUAUGGGUCAGAUCUUACCGACAUAAACUCCGAAGUCCUGCUUUGUUUGAUAGAUGAAAAUGGUGACUCAAUCUUACAGAGGAUAUCAGCUGGUUCUGAUCGUCUCCACUUCCAAAGAGGUUCUGUAGAUGAGUUCGUAUUUGAGGGACCUAAACUUGGAAAAAUUGCGGCUGUUUGGAUCAGCCCAGAAUCAGGUCAGUGGAGACUUGGAGGUAUAAGCAUAACUGUUAUUUCCCUACUAAGUUCUGCGUCAGUAGAAAACGAGGAGAAUUUAUCCGACUGCACAGCCAUCCAAUAUGACUUUGAUAUCGAGGAUGUCUUGCUCGGUGAGAAAAGCGAUAGUUCCAUGAUGGAGUUUAGACCAUGUUCAGUUACCGAGUCUUCCCAGGACAACAUCGUAUCACUAAGCGAAAAAACUUCGCCAUCAUCUUCCCUUAACACUCAGAGCAUAUCGAACGAAGACACCAUGAAGGAAUACGCAGACUUGAAACUAUCUUUAUUGCUUUACGAUGCAAUCCUUACCAUUGCUGGUUCGUCAAUUGCAUUCUUAGCCGGGGAAAAGUCUGCAAUCGCCUUCUUAACAGGUGGUAUCGGAGGAUUUCUAUAUUUAUUACUCGUGCAGAGAUCUGUUGAUGUUAUACCAUCUUCAGAAUUAACUUCAAGUAACAGGACAGAGACACUUGAUCGAACCGAUAAAGGAUUUAAGGGUUCGGUUUUAAACAUAGUAUUGGCUCUUGCAGUUACUACUGUUGCAGCAAAAUAUGCUCUCGGAGAUUUUGCUAGAGUGCUAACACCGCAAGAUCUCAUGCUUGGGACGAUCGGAUUUCUAUUGUCCAAGGUAUCCGUGAUUUUGGCAGCUUUCCUACCGAUAACAGGUUCAAGAGAAAACAAAUGAUACUAUACUCAUAAUAGUCAUUGUAUAUUCAUGUAUAGCUAGUAUAGAGUUACAGACACAGAGAUGUAUAGAAUUCGAUAAACGUAUAUCGAACCUUGUAUCACUGGCCCUCCAGGAUUUCUCGGUUAUAAAAGAAAUUGAUAAACAUUUACCUUA
Molecule: messenger RNA, 1658 nt
Organism: Lycium ferocissimum
Lineage: Eukaryota; Viridiplantae; Streptophyta; Magnoliopsida; Solanales; Solanaceae
Exons: 3
Coding region: 540-1502 (320 amino acids)
Molecular function (GO): protein binding
Source: RefSeq, a predicted model, not a curated record